This is a messenger RNA of Vidua macroura (Pin-tailed whydah), 1759 nucleotides long. It is a transcript of the gene PDE1B, whose product is annotated as phosphodiesterase 1B. Bases 6 to 1655 code for a protein of 549 amino acids. The transcript has 15 exons. Lineage: Eukaryota; Metazoa; Chordata; Aves; Passeriformes; Viduidae. Gene Ontology annotation, molecular function: 3',5'-cyclic-nucleotide phosphodiesterase activity. Gene Ontology annotation, biological process: signal transduction. The record is from RefSeq and is a predicted model, not a curated record.
GGGCGAUGGAGCCGCCGCGGAGCCUCCCGGGGCUGGAGCGGGAGCGCGGCGCGCUGGACGCGGCCGGAGGGUGCCCGUCCCCGCUGGACACCAAGGCCGUGCCCGGCAGGAAGGUCUGGGUCAAGCUGCGGGCGCUUUUGCGGUACUUGGUGAAGCAGCUGGAGUCGGGCGAGGUGAACGUGGAGGAGCUGAGGCGCAACCUGGAGUACGCGGCCUCGCUGCUCGAGGCCGUCUGCAUCGACGAGACCAGGCAGGUGCUGGACACGGAGGACGAGCUGCGGGAGAUGGGCUCGGACGCGGCCGUGCCCUCCGAGGUGCGGGACUGGCUGGCGGCCACCUUCACGCAGCAGGCGCGGGCCAAGGGGCGCCGCGCCGAGGAGAAACCCAAGUUCCGCAGCAUCGUGCACGCCGUGCAGGCCGGGAUCUUCGUGGAGAGGAUGUUCCGCCGGACGUACACGGCUGUGGGGCCGAGCUACUCCUCCUCCGUGCUCAACUGCCUGAAGGGCCUGGACCAGUGGUGCUUUGAUGUGUUCUCGCUGCACCGCGCAGCCGAGGAGCACUCGCUGCGCACGGUGGUGUUCGAGCUCUUCACCCGCCACAACCUCAACAGCCGCUUCAAGAUUCCCGGCGCGUUCCUGACGGCGCUGCUGGAGGCGCUGGAGGGCGGCUACGGAAAGUUCCGGAACCCCUACCACAACCAGGUGCACGCGGCCGACGUCACCCAGACCGUGCACUGCGUCCUGCUGCGCACCGGCAUGCUGCACUGUCUCUCUGAGAUCGAGCUCCUGGCCAUCGUCUUCGCUGCCGCCAUCCACGACUUCGAACACACGGGGACAACCAACAGCUUCCACAUCCAGACCAAGUCGGACACCGCCAUCCUGUACAACGACCGCUCGGUGCUGGAGAACCACCACAUCAGCGCCGUGUUCCGCCUGAUGCAGGACGAGGAGCUCAACAUCUUCGUCAACCUCACCAAGGACGAGUUCGCGGAGCUGCGGGCGCUGGUCAUCGAGAUGGUCCUGGCCACCGACAUGUCCUGCCACUUCCAGCAGGUCAAGUCCAUGAAGACGGCGCUGCAGCAGCUGGAGAGGCUGGACAAGUCCAAGGUGCUGUCGCUGCUGCUGCACGCAGCCGACAUCAGCCACCCCACCAAGCAGUGGGCGGUGCACAGCCGCUGGACCAAGGCCCUCAUGGAGGAGUUCUUCCGGCAGGGGGACAAGGAGGCCGAGCUGGGGCUGCCCUUCUCGCCCCUCUGCGACCGCACCUCCACGCUGGUGGCCCAGUCGCAGAUCGGGUUCAUCGACUUCAUCGUGGAGCCGACCUUCUCGGUGCUCACCGAUGUGGCUGAGAAGUUGGUGACGCCACUGGCCGAGGACGGCUCCAAGGCCAAGGGCAACCCCGCGGCCACCCAGCAGCCCAGCUCGCAGUGGCGGCAGCCAUCCCUGGAUGAGCACCUGGAUCUGGGGGACAUCAAAGCUGACCUGGCCGGGUUCCGCUCCACCUGGACCAAGCACAUCCAGGAGAACAAGCAGAAGUGGAAGGAGAGGGCGGCCAGCGGCAUCACCAACCAGGCGUCCAUCGAUGAGCUGUCCCCGUCCCCGUGCGAGGAGCCCGCGGCCACCAGGCCCCACAGCGAGAACGGGGAUGUGGAAUAGCGGCGGGAGGAGUGAGGUCCUUGUCCGGUCGAGUGACACCGUCUCGUCUUCGAUGCCAUCGAGUUCAGCACCAUCCGCAGGGCAGGAGCCCCCGGGGCCGGGCU